Molecule: messenger RNA, 429 nt
Organism: Phlebotomus papatasi
Lineage: Eukaryota; Metazoa; Arthropoda; Insecta; Diptera; Psychodidae
Exons: 1
Coding region: 1-384 (127 amino acids)
Source: RefSeq, a predicted model, not a curated record
AUGCGUCUCGUGAUUGUUCUUCUCUGUGCAUUCCUAGUGAUUUCCUUGGAGGUAACAGCCAAGGAAGCCAAAUCCAAGGGAAAAGUCAAGGAAGAAAUCAUUGACCCAGCAGAAGAGGAAAUUCCUGAGAAGGCGGUGCAGGAGGAGGAAACGGAAAAUGAAAUUGUGGAAGAGGAACCGGAAGUUGACCAAAUAGUGGAAGAAGUUGAACCAACAAAGGCCAAAGUGAAAGAGGAAAAACCAAAGAAGAAGAAGGAAAAAUCCCAAAAGGUUAAAGAAUCCAAGUCCAGUGAGAAAAAGGGAAAGAAAUCAGGGAAGUCAAAGGAGAAAAGCAAGAAGGGAAAGAAGAGCAAAAAAUCUCAUGAGAAAAAGAACGAAUUGUAAAAAAUGUAGAUACUUGAAAUAAAUAUUAAAGAUUUUUUUUAAAAA